UUAUGACAGAUAAUUAUUUGUUUGGGAUGGCAACUUGUGCAUGUGUUUUGAAUCGUAGCAAAUAGAUCGGGGAUUUAAGAGUAAUUAAUCUUGUUAUAACAUAAAUAACUGAAAUCACGAUGGCCACAUUAGAUAACAAGAUAUGGUUGCUCAAAAACAUAAGAGACGCGUUCAUAGCCACGGAUGAUACGGGCUUGUGCGAGAUUGUUAUGGCCGGGGAGGAUUUCUCGAAGAUAUUUCAAGCGAAAGCGGCAGACGAGCGGAUCAGGUUGAAGGAUGAGAGGUUGUGCCGGCCGAGCACGAGCCACGGGCGGGACGGCAUGGGCAACAUAUCGGAGGAUGAAGACCAGGAGAUCGUGACCCAGUUCGACGCGUAUCCUCAGAUGGAGGAUAGCGAGGAGGACGACCUCAUGAGCGGCAGCUACAUACGAUAUGAUGAUAUUGGAGGACACAGACAAAGAUCCAACACAGCGCAGUGGCUCGACAAAAAGGAGCAAGCACUAAAGAAGGCAUCUAAAAUAAAAGUAAUCAAAUGGGACGACACCUCCACCGAGCUCACCGAAGAGCAGAUCGCGGACAAUUUCACCAAAAUGGAGAUCAGAAAACCUAAACAGAAGUCCAUGCUGACGGAGCUGCUGGAGAAAUGUCCGGAUUUACCCCACAUGCAGUAUUUAGAGUAUGCCAAGUUCGACGGCACGGCGCAGUUGGGGUUGCAGACGAAGAUGUUUAAGAUAUUUAUGAAGAUAUCGGAGAAGUAUCAUAACUAUCCGUUGGUUGUGUGCGUUAUUGCGACGGCUAGGAUAAAGGAUUUGAUUGGAUUCACGUGCUACAAGUACAGCAUCGAGCACCCGGACAUCGCUCUCGGCAACAUCAACGAGUACGGGCUCUGCAUCGCCGAGGACGACGGAGACGUGGACCUCGCGUUCCCGUGCCUCGACGCGCACGAGCCGUGCGCCAAGUUCGGCUUCACGUGCCUCGGCCUCAUCGAGCUGAACAAGCGAGACGACAACAACGUCACCAGCUCGCUGCCUGAGGACGCCACGGGGUUCCAGGGGUUCAUGUUUCCUAAGGUGAACGAUUCGGGGCAGAGUCAUCAGAAUCCUUCUCGACACAACACGGGCGGCAGCGCCACCUCUGAAGCGGUCAAGAAUGCUCUAGAGGCGGUCAAUGAAGGCCUCAAGAAAGCCGACAACGACCUGGACAAGCUCCACUCCCACGCUAUGGCGACUUCCGCCCCGCAGUACAAGGCAUACAGGGUGCACAUGCUGCGGCGAGUCAGGGCCAACACGCUCAUACAGCUCGGGGUGUCCAUAGACAGGGUCGAGGUGGAGCCACUUGCUAACAACAAGCACACACACUGGCUAAAACCGAAGUACUUCAUGCACAGCAUCGACUCUAUAGCCUGGUGUCAAAUAAUGGAGGCGAAGGGGAAUAAGUGCGUGUUCAGGAUCGUGUACACCGACGAACAGAAACCGUCCACAUUCGACCGUAGCACAAGUUUCUUCCACUCGAACUCUAACUACAAGUUCCACGACUUCGAAUGCGACCACCCGACCGCCAAAGAGAUUGUCGAGAAAGUCAACACCAUUCUCGAGUUCCGCAACAGCCCGUGCAGGAGAGAGUACAAGACCGCUAAAGAGAAGAAACUACAGACCAGGAGGAGUUUCCACUCGAAACAUAUGAGUAGCAGCUAACUAGUUUACUUUUAAGG
This is a messenger RNA of Cydia amplana, 1711 nucleotides long. RefSeq names its product stress-activated map kinase-interacting protein 1 (gene Sin1). Gene Ontology annotation, cellular component: TORC2 complex; cytoplasm; plasma membrane. The record is from RefSeq and is a predicted model, not a curated record. Gene Ontology annotation, biological process: TORC2 signaling. The transcript is spliced from 7 exons. Gene Ontology annotation, molecular function: phosphatidylinositol-4,5-bisphosphate binding. Bases 120 to 1694 code for a protein of 524 amino acids. NCBI's taxonomy places the organism in Eukaryota, Metazoa, Arthropoda, Insecta, Lepidoptera, Tortricidae.